This is a messenger RNA of Fusarium subglutinans, 1020 nucleotides long. RefSeq lists its product as uncharacterized. Bases 1 to 1020 code for a protein of 339 amino acids. The record is from RefSeq and is a predicted model, not a curated record. The transcript is spliced from 3 exons. NCBI's taxonomy places the organism in Eukaryota, Fungi, Ascomycota, Sordariomycetes, Hypocreales, Nectriaceae.
AUGCUUCAUCUGGAUCGUGAAAUAGGGCUUGACAUCGAAAUUGUCCGCGAGAAAGCAGAAGCGUACGGCAUUCGACUAUUGAAGCUUCUACCAGCAGAGCUCAUCCAGAUGGUACAAGAGUACAGCGAUUCGGCGACAUUCUGGCGUUACAUCCACUUUCACGUGUUGAGGCUUGAGCUCCCUGCAUCUCUGUUGGGGUUUCAUAUUUGGGACACUCCCAACCCCCCUGGUAUUGAGGACUGCGACUUUUACGGCCGCGUGACACCGUCCAUGCAAUUCAAGACCACCAACUUACGAAGUGUAACGGGCCUUACAUUUUUCUUCUCCUUCAGCAAGCUCUACGCAAUACACGCGCACACACAUGCGAGGCCUUAUGCAACGAAAACGUUCGAGCGCCUUCCUGCGAAAAGACAGGAAAGUGUCGUUCGUACAAAGCUAGCCGGGGAUGUGUAUGUUGGCCCAUGCCAUCUCAGGCAGCACAGAGAUGUUGUUCUCAGCCAGUCAAGCCCAGAACUGCUCAUUCACAAUGUUGCAGAUGUCGGACCAGCUACUGUAUUCGGAACAUAUCCGCGGAAGCAGCAACGGGAUAGCCUACAGCCGUUCAACAACAGCUGGCCGAAUAUGGAUCCUCUCCUUCAUAUGAUGUUCGAGCAUAUGUAUCUUUCUGUAGCGCCCUUAAACGACGUGGCCGGUAUUCAGGUUCUAGAAGACGAGAACUUUGAAUGCAAGGGUAUGAUAUUUGACUACAGCAACGGUGCCCAAAGAGCCCUGGGGGACUGUCGAUUUGGUCAUUAUCGGGCGAAAGCGUACGUGAGGCCACUGCGUUUGUGCUACUGUCAUGUCCAACCUACACCGGCGAUAGUGCGGGGUGUUCACGUUGAGAUUGGAAGUGAGUCGGACCAUGCGCACAGCGGCGAUGACUGGAAGUGCUCGAAGAUGGAAGGGAAUAUCGAGUUUUGGUUCUCCAAGGAACAUUCGGUCAUCGUCUGCCACUCCAUUGAGAUCACAGCAGCUCCAUGA